This is a messenger RNA of Glycine soja, 597 nucleotides long. RefSeq lists its product as uncharacterized. The record is from RefSeq and is a predicted model, not a curated record. The coding region runs from base 1 to 597 and encodes 198 amino acids. The transcript has a single exon. NCBI's taxonomy places the organism in Eukaryota, Viridiplantae, Streptophyta, Magnoliopsida, Fabales, Fabaceae.
AUGGCUAGCACAAUCAAGAUCGAGAAGUUCACAGGGAAGAACAUUUUCAAUUUGUGGCGAAUCAAGAUGCGAGCUCUUUUGAAGGAACAGGGCAUCUGGGCACCACUCUCCAGCAGAUCCUCCAACCUGGAAGCAUCAGUUCUGGAGCAACAGGAAGAAAAGGCUCACUCGCUGAUUCUUCUGUCUCUCUCAGAUAAAGUUCUCUACAAGGUGGCUGAAGAACAAACUGUUGUUGGGUUGUGGCUGAAGCUAGAGAAACUCUACAUGAUGAAGUACAUCUGCAACAAGUUUUUGUUAAAGAAACGGCUCUUCGGACUUCGCAUGAAGGAGGGUGCAUCUCUGAAGGAGCAUUUGGACGAGCUUAAUUCAAUAUUGAUGGAGCUGCGCGACAUAGACCUGAAGAUGGAAGAUGAAGAUGUCACAAUGAUUCUGUUAGCCUCUCUCCCUCCCUCAUUCGAGAAUUUUGUGGGUUCUCUAACGGUUGGAAAGGACUGCAUCAUCCUUGAGGAAGUGAAGUCCAGUCUCUUCUCGAGGGAGCUUCGUCACAAGAUGUCUGGGGAUGGUGAUGAGCCUGCCUCUGGAUUAACAACCUCUUAG